Salvelinus sp. IW2-2015 is the source of this 2569-nucleotide messenger RNA. RefSeq names its product thioredoxin-interacting protein. The record is from RefSeq and is a predicted model, not a curated record. Gene Ontology annotation, biological process: protein transport. Lineage: Eukaryota; Metazoa; Chordata; Actinopteri; Salmoniformes; Salmonidae. Gene Ontology annotation, cellular component: cytoplasm. Gene Ontology annotation, molecular function: ubiquitin protein ligase binding.
GCCUUCCUCCUUUGUUUGUAUCUCCUAAAGUUAACGUGACAGUAGGUUGGCUAUAUUUGAGGAUAGGCUUACACUAAAGCAAGCUUUUUGCGCUGCUUUACAGUCGUAGUUCUUUAAACCUCACUCAAUUAAUUAUAUUGACCGUCUUAUUGAACAACAAAACAUUGAUUUGGAGUUGGAAUAACUCUGAACUUCUUGCAGUAUAACUAUUAGAGUUGCAUCUCGACUAAAUAGCAAACAUGGUUGCUAUGCCAAAGAGAUUGAAGACUUUCGAGGUCAUUUUCAGCGAUGCUAGCAAGGCUUUCUACUGCAGUGGAGACAAAGUAGCCGGGAGGAUCGUGGUGGAAGUAUCGGAGGUGACCAGAGUCUCGGCUAUGAGGGUGCUCGGAGUUGGAUGCGCUAAAGUGGAAUAUGCCAAAGGAAAGCAGAAAUGCAGAGAGGAGAAUGAGUACUUGAGAUACGAAGAAGUUGUUCAACUUGUUGACCAGCCAGCUGAUCAUGAUGGAUCAGUUGUCCUUAGACCUGGCAACAAGUACGAGUACAUGUUUGGAUUUGAACUUCCCCAGCAAGGGCAGAUUGUGUCUUCCUACAAGGGCAAGUUUGGCUAUGUCCAGUACUUCGUCAAGGCCUUGAUGGAGAGGCCUGCUCAGCCUGCCCUGGAGUGCAAGAAGCACUUUGAGGUGGAGGAGCCCCUGGAUGUGAACACCCCAGAUCUGCUGUCUCCUACAGGCGGCAUGAAGGAGAAAAAGGUCACCUGCAUGUUCAUUCCCGACGGCCAGGUGUCCCUCAACGCCAAGAUCGAUCGCAAGGGGUUCUGUGAGGGCGAAGACAUCUGCAUCUGUGCCAAGUUUGAGAACACCUGCUCACGUAUUGUGGUGCCCAAGGCAGCCAUCAUCUCCAAGCACACCUACCAGGCCAAUGGUAGGACAAAGGUCUUCCGUCAGAAGCUUUCCUCUGUGCGUGGCAACCACAUCAUCUCCGGUAUGUGCGACGCCUGGCAGGGCAAGACCAUCCGUGUGCCCAAGAUCAAGCCCUCCAUGCUGGACUGCAAUAUCAUCCGUGUGGAGUACGCCCUCAUGAUCUACAUGCACAUCCCAGGCAGCGAGAAGCUGAUCCUGGAGCUGCCGCUGGUCAUCGGCACAGCCGGCCUGGGCAGCCGCACCAACAGCGUGAGCAGCACAGACGGCUCGGUCAGCAAUGCCUCAGCCAGCUGGGUGUCCCUGCGCAUGCCCUCUGCUCCCCCCAGCUACUGCGAUGUCACCCGCGACUGCCGCCUGGAUCAGCCACUCACACCCCUGCUGAAUGACUACGACGGCGAUGACAGCCCCAUCUUCAUGCACUCCUCAGCCUUCCAGUUCCCACCCCUGCCUGCCUACUCUGAGGUUGAUGAGGAGUUCAAUGGCAACACUCGCAUGCUGCAGGUCUGCUGAAAUACCUCAGCACUUCCAGAACUCUGGUCCACUGUACAAGGGCCACUUCUGGCACUUAGCUCACUUGAAAAGGAGCAGAAUACAAUAUUUCCAAACGAAUGGAGAAGUGUUGGACGGACUUUGGGAAGUGAUGUGGUGUCUGGUAUCGGAGCKGGCCCUGCAUCGAGAAAAGAGGAUGUGAAGGUCAUGAGGCAAGAGGCUGAAGUCUUUCUUGUGCCGGCGCAGUCGGCCAUCUUUGCAGCACCACCUAAGUGGAUCUUGUUCUGUUUCCUCCUGGACUGUUGCUGUUCAGGUUUCUGCGCCUGAGCAUGACACUGCAGACUUCAUGGUUUGCGACGUCUUGGUGUGAAUAAGCUGCUCCUUCCAAUACCCUCAAUGUUCUUAAUACAUAAGAUGACUGUUAAGAAAUGAAGAGGGAUCUGCUAGUCCUUUAUAAACCAUGUGAUCUCCAUGAGUUUCCCACUGGGGCCAAGCAUUUGUUGACAAGUCCCCGACUGACUAUGAAUAAGCUCUUUGCUUGUUGGGUGUCUGUUCUUCAUGGCGUUUAGUCAUUCCAUAUAAUUCCUGUAUUUCACAAAUGUGGGAUUUCAUCUGAGGAGCCAUAUUUUUUUUCUAAUGAUAUUUCUUCUAAAAUAAAAGCAAUCAACUGUGUUAGAACAUGUUGAAUAUAUCUUCCCAAGGACAAUCAUGCAGAGUUCUAUAUUCUGUACCAGUGUCUUCUAUGGCAUUGCAUUUUUCUUAUGGAUGCAUAUUGCUCUAACCGCCUACAGGAGAUCUCGUGGUUUAGAUUUGUCUCCCGUGUUGUGUUGGGAGUCUCCAACUCAACCACCGAUAUAUUGUGGUAUCACCUCCAUAUUAGCAAGGGCUCAUUGUUUUGUAUUUCAAAUGAGGGCUGAAUCACAAGACAAACGGGUGUAUUUUGUGCAUAAGACAUCACGGAAAUGCACCUUGGGUGACAAUAAUAWUGACAAUAUAUUUGGGUUUAUCUUAAAGCGUUUCACUGUGGGAUGCCUAAACUGAAUAAAUGUUGUAAAACUGAUCUCUGAGAAUGCAAUGCAUCUUUUAUAUUUUGUGCAUAUUGUAAAUGGAAAUUAUCUUUUGUAUGAGACUGUUUUCUAUAAAUAAAAAGUUGCACUAAA